AUGGAUUGUAUCUGGUUCUAUAGAAAUCAAAUUGUUCAUGGCUCUCCAACCAUUCCUAUUGACAAUUUUAUCAAGAGUGCCCUUAAUCUCUUUCAAGAACAUAGGGGGGCUUGGAAUGAGAAAACUAGUAGUGCAAGUUUCCAAUGGACACCACCUGUUAGAGGUAAAAUCUCUGUCUCUUUUGAUGUUGCAGUUAGACCCUUUGGUAGUACCAUAGCUGCGGUGUGUAGAGAUCAUCUAGGGAACAUAUUAGCAUGUGCAACUAAUUUUACCAAAAACUGCAAUCCUAAUAAUGGUGAGGCACUAGCGGCUCUGCUUGGUAUCAGAAUAGCAUCAGAAAAAGAGUGGAAGAGCAUCAAUCUAGAAGGUGAUUCGCAGGUUGUGAUCUCAGCCUUAAACAACCCCCUCAACAUAACUGAUUGGGCAAUAGAAGGAGCAAUUCAAGACUCAAGAACUCUACUCAGAAACUUUGAUGAUUGGAAAGCAACAAAAAUACAUCGGGAUCAGAAUCGAUGCGCGCACCAGAUUGCGCAAUGGGCUUCCUCAAAUUCUGUAUUUAAGGAUAUCCCCUUAAACUGGAUUCACCAAUGUCUAUUGGAAUUUCAUAGUGGGAAGGACCCACCGUCUGUGUAA
Messenger RNA from Carya illinoinensis, 633 nucleotides. RefSeq lists its product as uncharacterized. Bases 1 to 633 code for a protein of 210 amino acids. The transcript has a single exon. NCBI's taxonomy places the organism in Eukaryota, Viridiplantae, Streptophyta, Magnoliopsida, Fagales, Juglandaceae. Gene Ontology annotation, molecular function: RNA-DNA hybrid ribonuclease activity; nucleic acid binding. The record is from RefSeq and is a predicted model, not a curated record.